AUGAGCUCACAGUCUCAAACCCCCAGCCUGGACCCACAACGAGCAGCGGCCAUGUUCGACGACGAGCCUGCCCUCGAUGAAAAGGCCAGGCCGCCCACGCUGCUCCAGCAGCUCCUCGACGCCCGGCCCACCACGCUGCGCUACUCGAUCGCCUGCGCGUCGUCCUACUCGGGCACCUACCAUCCCAACAACAUCCUCUACAAUCGUCCGCAUGACAUGUCAUCGCGAUGGUCCGGCUCAUCGCAGGCGACCCAGGCCGCGGCCGCUGCUCAGGGCGCCAAUGCCGCUCGGACCGCCGCACCCGCCGCAUCCAGCACCACCACCUCGUCCUCUUCGCCGCGCCGCGCUCCCGCUGCAUCAUCGCCGGCGGCAGGACCCAUCAUCGCUACGCCAUCCCAGUCCGCCUCGUCGAAACAGUACAUCAUCCUCAGGCUCGACAAGCCCUGCGUCGUCCGCUCCAUCACCUUUGGCAAGUACCACAAGCCGCACCCCUGCAACCUGCGCGACUUCAAAAUCUACGGAUCUCUCAGCCUCGACAGCCUCCUCCCCGCCCCGGCCUCCAAGGUCGGCACCCGCGCCGCGCCCGCGGCCAAGAGGCUCAUACGCGGCGGUCUGCGCAACGACGCCGCACCUGAGAAGUUCGAGCUCCGCUGGCUCGAGGAUGUCAGCGCAGGCUCUGGCUCCGGCGCGGGCGAUGCGUCGGCUCACCUCGGACCGGGCCAGGGAGAGCUCGACCGGCGCGGCCUGUCGCUCGUCGUCGCCAACAGCGGCAACGUCAUCCCCUUUGCGCUGCGGUACAUCAAAAUCGUCCCGCUGGCGGCCCACACGCCCAAUUACAACUUCUCCGUGUGGCACGUCGCCCUCGCCGGCGUCAGCAACGACGCGUUGGUCUCCAGGGUCCUGUCCGAGUACAGCGAGUACCGAGAGUCGGCGACGAUCCGGCUGAUGCUCAAGCAUCUUCGCGAGCAGGGCCAUCAUACGGCGUUUGCGGCCCUGCUGCAGUCCUCUCGCCUGCAGGGCGGUGCAGUUGGCGGGGGCGGCGGCGAACUGGCGCCGACACACCCGGCCAAGCGGCCUUUUGAGCAUCCCAUCGUGACCCGCCUCUUCGACUCGCUGGUCCGGCGCGGCUCCUGGGACGAGGUCGAAGGUUGCUUGGACAAGGCGGCCUACGGCGACCCCUCUACGUCCAACGCCCAGUUCGGCUCGACGUCGAUCCAGAGCCUUGCCGGCAGCGCCAGCUGGGAGUCGGCCAACGGGCAGUCGAUGUUCUCGGCCUACAUCGCCAAGCAGAUGCCCCGGGCCGACUGGCAACGGAUCCUGCCCACGGACCCGGCAGCUGCCGCCCAGCAGCAACACCAGCAGGAGCCGCGGCCGAGCGCGCCGUCCGGACGGGGCGGUCACUCGAUGGUGUUUGACUCGGAAAAGGGCAUCGCCUACCUCUUUGGCGGCUGGGACGGCUUUCAGGACCUGUGCGACCUCUGGGCCUUCCACGUCCACGAGAAUCGCUGGAGGCUUAUCUCGCCCGACGUCCGGCUGCAGGGCGGUCCGGGCCCUCGCAGCUGCCACAAGAUGUGCCUGGACGAGAAGAGCGGCAGCAUCUACGUUCUCGGUCGCUACAUCGACUAUGAGAGCAGCGGGGCGAGCCGGCAGCGCGAAGGCCCCUUUCCCGGUUCUCCGUCCGCCACCAUCGCUGCGGCCGCUGCCGCCGCCUCUGCUGCCCGGUCGACGCGGGCCUCGUUCCUGCCGCCGGUCCCGCCAUCGCGCACUCCGCCGACGGGCGAUGUGCCCAUGGGCCAGCCCGACGCCGGCUCCCAGUCCGGCGAGGGCGACAGGACGACGACUGCCGGGAGCGGCUCUGGCACUGGCGAAAACGGCGGCAGCGGUCGCCAUCGCCGCCUCGACCAGCUCGGUGCUGAUCCUGAAGGCCAGUCCCGCAGCAGCACACCGGCAUCGACGAGCGGUCCGCAGUCGCCGGGCAGGCCACCGCGGAACCCUGCACCAGGCAGGGCGUCGUCGCGCAACCCAAACGGGCCCGCCUCGCCGCCAGGCAGGGAGCCGGACUUUUUCCGCUUCUCGACCAAGUGGGAGCGCUGGGAGAAGCUGAGCUCCGACACGUACGCGGACGGCGGGCCCAAGCUCGUCUACGACCACGGCCUCGUCGUCGACUCGCAGAGCCAGAUCCUGUACGUGUUUGGCGGCCGCAUCGCGGACCCGGACCCGAACCGCUUCGAGUUCAGCGGCAUGUGGCGCUACGACAUCAUCCAGCGCGUGUGGACCUUUCUCUUUGACGACACCACCCAGUCGGGCUGCAAGAUUGUCAGCCGGUCGGGCCACAGCAUGCUGCUCGACCCGGGCAAGCCGGGCACGUCUGGCAUGUCGGCGUCGCAGAGCCGUCAGAUCUGGAUCCUCGGCGGCCACCGCGGCGCGUCGGCGACCAACCUGGCCGACAUGUGGACGUACAACAUCGCCACGGGCGCCGUCCGCGAGAUCUCGACCAACACGGGCCAGGACGGGCCCGAGUCGGGCUUUACCCAGCGCGCCACAAUCGAUCCGGCGGCGCGCGAGAUCAGCCUGUUUGUCGGCCUGAUCGGCGGUCGCGGCGACAAGAAGAAGACGAGCGCGUUCUGGAUCUAUAACAUCACCUGGGGCACCUGGAAACAGGUCUACCGCUACGAGGCGGGCUACGAGGCGGGCGACGAGGCCGCCCGCACGCUCGAACUCGGCGCGGCAAAGGGCGCCGGCUCCGGCGACGUCGAGCAGCGGACGGGCGAUCGAUUCGGCGAGCAGCGCAGCCACGAGGCGGACUACGACGGCGAGGAGCCUCCCGAGUCUGGGCCGCUACAGGCGCUGCCCGUGUACGACGACGACGACGCCGAUGUCGAGGACGACGAGAUGGCCAUCGAGGGCCCCGCCGACAGCUGGAUGCCGUACAGCCUGCCGUCGUCGUCGUCGUCGUCUGCUGCCGCGCCGAUGCCGCAACUUCUUGCCACGACCUCGUCCGGCAGCCAGACGCCGACGUCGCCGUCGGUCGCCGCUGCCGCUGCCGGCCACCGACAGUCGGCCAGGGGUGCCGGCCACGAGACCGAGCCGCGACCUCGGUACGCGGCGCAGCUGGUGUUUGACGACCGCCGCAAGGUCUUUUACCUGCACGGCGGCAACCCCGAAGACGCCGACAACCGCCAGCUGCGGCUCGACGACAUGUGGCGGCUGACGCUGAUGCGGCCCACGCCGGGCGAGGUGCUGCGCCGAGCCAAGUUCCGCGUGCGCCAGCAGCGCUUCCUCGAAAUGACGCGGUCCAUUGCGGCGGCGCAGGCGGCCGACACGAGCGGCGGUGGUGGGGCUGAUCCGACGGCGUUGGGCUUCGAGGCGCUCAUCUACCUGCAGACCGAGGUGGGUGCGGUGGUGGACCACUCCAACGAGGCCGAGUCGCAGCUCUUCCGCAGGCUGAUGACGCGGCUGCUCAGCGCCAAGGCCGGGGGAGGGACCGCGGCGACGUCCAUGGCCGACGUCGACGUCGAGACGGGCGAUGUGGAAAUCGAGGCCGACCGAACGCUGACCGGCGAUGCGGCGCAGCACGACGUCGAUCCUGCCACCGGCGUCGGUAGCGCGGGUGGCGCUGCUGAUGCGGCUCCGCCGCGGACAGAUCGGCUGGCCUCGAUGGGCGCCAAGCGCGGCCGGGACGAAGUCGAGACCGAGGAUGAGGAGGCUGCGCGAUCCCCCAUUUCCCUCUACGCCAGCAGCGCCGGGGGCGACGGAGACUCGGAGAUGCUCUCGAUAUCCCAAGUCCUUCCCGGCGGCGGCGGCGGCAGCAGCAGCAGCAGCGGUGGUGCUGGUGGCGGUACUGGCGGCCGGGCCAGGAAGACGAUGCACGGAGGUCGAGGCGGGUCCGCCAACGACGAGGCGGCCACGGUCCGCGUCGCCGAGUCCGAGGGGACGCCCACCGGCCUCUACGCCGAACGCACCCACCUCUUCCGCUCCCUCCUCGAGUACUUCAACCCGGAACUCACCCAGCCCAGGGCAGAGAUCGGGCACUGCAUCGAGGCGGCGCUCGGCGCGUAG
Pseudozyma flocculosa PF-1 is the source of this 4059-nucleotide messenger RNA. RefSeq lists its product as uncharacterized. The record is from RefSeq and is a predicted model, not a curated record. The transcript is spliced from 2 exons. Gene Ontology annotation, molecular function: protein binding. The coding region runs from base 1 to 4059 and encodes 1352 amino acids. Lineage: Eukaryota; Fungi; Basidiomycota; Ustilaginomycetes; Ustilaginales; Ustilaginaceae. Gene Ontology annotation, cellular component: cytoplasm.